Messenger RNA from Micropterus salmoides (largemouth bass), 410 nucleotides. RefSeq names its product serine/threonine-protein phosphatase 2A 56 kDa regulatory subunit delta isoform-like. The transcript has 3 exons. NCBI's taxonomy places the organism in Eukaryota, Metazoa, Chordata, Actinopteri, Centrarchiformes, Centrarchidae. Bases 75 to 410 code for a protein of 111 amino acids. The record is from RefSeq and is a predicted model, not a curated record.
GACAGCGAUGUCUCUGAAUCAUCGUAGCGGUACAUUAAUUAUAAACUUUGUGUUAAUAUUUAAUUCUGUGACUUAUGACUGUAACCAAUACUGAGAAAUACUCGAGAGAGUCUAAUCCGGAGGGCAUGUUCAAGCUUAUGUGCCGACCCAUUGCACUGGAAUCCUCCAAAUCUGGAAGGUCUAAAAAAUCUGGAAGUAAAAAUGGGCCUGCAGACGACCAAGAUGGCUCCAAUAAGAAAGUGCCUCCCGCAACUCAGCUGAUGAGGGUAAAGCAGCCAGUGUCACACUCUGCCGUGAAGAGGGAGAAGAGGUUCAGCACGUCCUCUUUCCCCCUCAGCGCUAAAAGAGAGCUACAGAAACUACCUGAACUGGCAGGUAUGCGUCGCUCAAUAUACAGUAUCCCCAUUUAA